ACGUGACUUGCCCUGAACAAUGGGCUGUUUGUCUGGACAAUUAGAAUGAGCGAAUGAAAAAUAAGGAGCAUAUUAACUUCUUUUUUGUACCCUUUACGCUUUCUUUGGUCAUCAUGUCCAUCAACUCACCUUUAUACCCACCAAGUUCAGCUACAGCAACUCAACAACCACCAGGUCUGUACGAGUAUCUUGCAGAACUAGUUUCGAAGCGUGUUGCGACUCUAAACUAUAUUCGAAAGACACACGAAGGCACAACGCACUGGUUCAACACUAUUUUGUUAACAAAAGAGAACCUUGUCAAUAUGUAUCCAAACUCAAAAAUGGCAAAAAGAACGUAUAAUUUUUAUGCGCUGGGUUUAUCUUUAGGAGCUAUUUUAGACAUCACAAAUCCUGUGGAUUAUAUCAAAGCUUUAAAUCAAAUCAUGAAUGAGUUUGAGAGACACACAAAUGAAGAGCCCAACAAAAAAAUGAAAAACAUAUUCAGAAAGGCAAAAUCAAAAGACGAGAACAGUUCUUUUGAUAACACAGGAGAUUAUGCGUAUUUAAUGAUACCGCAUAUUCCGUUUGAAAUGGACUAUUUCGAGACAUUUUUUACGUUGAUUGAUAUUAUGGCAGAAGCAUAUUAUAAACUGUUAGUGGGCACAGAAGGUCCUAUUUGUACACAGGCUUAUUUUGAGCUGGUUCUCAAAUGUGAUGCAAAGUUCAAGAAAAUCGUGACAACAAUCACAAAAGAAUUGGAUGUGUUGGCAAGAAAUGCAAUCAAGGACGAACUUAAACUCAUUGAUCCGCUCUCUCACCUAUCAAAGAUUUCUUCUAUUGAAUUAGACUCUGCCGAUAUAUAAGGAAAGUUUGAUUUAUACGUGUCAUCAAGGAGUUUCAAACAUAAAAAAAAGGGCUACUAAAUGGCUCAUCAUUUUUUCC
Molecule: messenger RNA, 921 nt
Organism: Gilbertella persicaria
Lineage: Eukaryota; Fungi; Mucoromycota; Mucoromycetes; Mucorales; Choanephoraceae
Exons: 4
Coding region: 54-842 (262 amino acids)
Source: RefSeq, a predicted model, not a curated record